AUGAACUUCAGGAAAGGGCUCUGGGGUCCUGAUCCGAGGCAGUUCGACCCCUGUCGUUGGCUCCAAGGAACUGCGGAGAGCCUCAAUGGAAGAUGUGCUGGCUUUCCAAAGGAAAACGGAUGUGUCCAGGACAGAUGUUCUAGCUUGACGUACGCUGAGAUGACUAUCUUAAUGGCAUACCUGUUUAAAACUUUCAAGCUUCGUCUUCCUCUUGGCUUCACAUUCCCUGAAACCACAGAUUAG
Penicillium angulare is the source of this 243-nucleotide messenger RNA. RefSeq lists its product as uncharacterized. Lineage: Eukaryota; Fungi; Ascomycota; Eurotiomycetes; Eurotiales; Aspergillaceae. Gene Ontology annotation, molecular function: oxidoreductase activity, acting on paired donors, with incorporation or reduction of molecular oxygen; monooxygenase activity; heme binding. The transcript has 2 exons. The record is from RefSeq and is a predicted model, not a curated record. Bases 1 to 243 code for a protein of 80 amino acids.